Molecule: messenger RNA, 1746 nt
Organism: Ciona intestinalis (vase tunicate)
Lineage: Eukaryota; Metazoa; Chordata; Ascidiacea; Phlebobranchia; Cionidae
Source: RefSeq, a predicted model, not a curated record
AGUCAUGUUUGCUAGGGUUUCUCCAGGCUAUGUGAUUUUAAUCAAGAUGAUGAACUUUGCUGAUUGGGGUUUUACUGGAAACCUUUUAACAGAGGCGUUGCUAGUUUGUUAGUGGAGUGGUGUUGGGUGUUUAAAAAUUCGAUCAAGGAACCAAAAUGGCGAUGUCGAAGUGCUGCUUCUUUUUCUUACUCCUCAUCGUGCUGGCGGCGUUAGGUGGGGGGGUUGGAAUCGUUAUCUGGGUUAUGAACAAAAAUACAAAAGUAGAAAAUGAGGAGGUAGCUACAACUCCUGCUCCUGAUAACUUUAGUGGGAGCAGGGAAGAGUGCGAGAACUGGUUACGAAACCCAGCGGGGACUUCGGUCAGGUUUACUGGUGUACUUGGUCGCAGUAGCCUCGCUACAAGAACCACCAUGCUUGAAAGGAGCAGCGAAAUAAUUACGAGAAAUGCCCACUGGUUGACCGGCGAUGAAACAAAAGACGCGACAGCUCUACGUGGGAUUCGUUUGGAGGCAUGUGGGGGCAAAAUACCGACAGUUGUAAUUCGAAUUCGGCCUACUGAAGGUCUUCAGUUGAACAAUGGUAUUUCGAACUGGGAUUAUUACAAGCCUACAUCGCCGAUUUCUACCUGGACAGAGUACGACGAAAAGUUGAAUUCUUACCUGCGAGUCCUCGCUCCAAUCCCCGCCGUUGUAGUUUUGGAACCCGAUCUUUUAAUGUAUGCUUUCGAUUCGGUAAACCAACAAUAUAGAUGGAGGAACGCACAAUAUGAAGAAGAAUUUCUAAAACGCGCUCGAAAAGUCAUUGUGAGAAUGAACAAGGCUUGGGUUUAUGUGGAUGCUGGUAACGCUGGGUACCUUGGUAGCAGCACUGCAAAUCUCGACCAAAUGGCGACAACUUUACUUAGACUUCCAGGACUGCGCGGCUUCUCGAUUAACACAAUGCAUUUCAUCAACCAAACUUACAAUAAUUUAAUUGCGAGUCGACUGCACUGUCGUACGGGUCUUAACUUCGUAGUGGACACAAGUCGUAAUCGAGGAGAAUUUUCAACCAAGUCAAUUCUUGAGAUGGAAAGAUGUUUGUUUGAUCCACCGCAUGUGCGAAAGGGGCAAAUACCGUCUUGGGGUUGGGGAUCAAAGACAGCGACACUAAGGACCAAACGAUACGCCCAGCAACAACAAGUUGACAGAAAUAACAACAACUUCCAACAAACUUCAUCUCCAACUGCGACAAACUCGAAUUCGAAUCGGUUCCGAGUAAGAACCGUUGCCGAAGCAUCUGAGAUGUUACGAUCUUUUCGAUCUCGGCUACGACGUUGCGCAACGAAACCUAAAUUCGCAGGAAACGAUGCGAAUUUGUGGCUUAAAACACCAGGAGAAUCGGACGGCAGACUUUACCCUUACGGGACGUUCAGAUCGUGUCUGCUUGAGCACGCACAAGGUUGCGACGACUCGUGUCAGAUGAACCAGCAGCGAGACUCGAACCAAAGACCUCAGCAAUGCCAAUGCGAUUCAUAAUAAUUUUUCAGCAUUUAACAUCACUUCGCUUUGUGUUAGUUCGAUUUAUGUUGGCGGAAAUGUAAAUCAGUUCAGUUCGUAUGUGUUGGGCCUUUAAUAUUGUGGUAAAAACAUCCACGGGCGUCUGAGGCUUGUAUGUGGUUGAUUGUUGUAUUUCGUGCAGAGGAGCGAAAAUCAUGAUAAAAUCAUUAAAUCACGGAUGUUUUACUAAUACAACUAUUUCACUAAUACA